Molecule: messenger RNA, 1957 nt
Organism: Salvia splendens (bonfire salvia)
Lineage: Eukaryota; Viridiplantae; Streptophyta; Magnoliopsida; Lamiales; Lamiaceae
Product: BTB/POZ domain-containing protein At2g13690-like
Exons: 2
Coding region: 200-1750 (516 amino acids)
Source: RefSeq, a predicted model, not a curated record
CUAUUUCCAGCUCACGUCACAGUCUUUUGUUCAUCCUCUCUCUCUCUCUCUCUCUCUCUCUCUCUCUCUCUCUAAUUCACUGUAUUCUUCUUCUCUCUCCUUCUGAAAUCCUCACAUUCUUGAUAUUUUUACCGGAAAUUCCAAUAAAAAUUCCUCACAUUUCAGUGAACCAGGCUAUGAAAUAAGCAGUCUCGCCGCAAUGCACGACGUCAAAUCCGAGCGCCGCCGCUACUGGUGCUGCUCCUUCACCACCCCUCCCCUCAGCCCCGAGACUCCGGGGCUCUCGCGCUCACGCUCUCUCUCUUCCUCGUGCGGUAAAAAGACGCAAUUGCCCUUCUCCAACUCUCCCCAGACGCAGAAGACCCCCUUCGCCCGUCGGAUCCUCUCUCCGGGUCGGGUCUCUCCCAUCUCCGAGUUUCUCGUUGUUUCCCAAACCACUCCUAAAAACCACCAAAUCCCUAAAUCGCCUUUGCCUUUGCCUUUGCCUUUGCCGUUGCCCCCGCCGCCCCUGCCCCCUUCCGACAGCGAGGGGAAUUUGGGGAUUUAUGAUACUAGGUUGAAUCUGAAGGGGAGGAAUGGGGGAUCGCUGGUGCUCGAGCUGAGUUCGGAGGUUUUGGCGGCGAAUAGCGCCGUUUUCGCCGAAUUGAUCGCGGAUUAUCGCAAGAACGUGAGCGGUUUGUGUAGGGUUGAGGUGCCGGAUGUCGAGAAUCUGAGCGUGUUUCGUGAGACGAUUGAGCUCAUGUUUGAGGAGGAUAUUCAGAAGAAGCUCGUCAAGAUUGGGGUUUUUCGAGCUAUCGACAUACUCGAGGCAUCAGUAGGCGUCAAGUUUAGCAGGUGUAUCUCUGCGUGUUUACAAUACUUGGAGGCGGUGCCAUGGACUGAAGAAGAAGAGGAGAAGAUGAGGGAGCUAUUCAAUGGACUAAAAAUAGACGAUCCCAAAACCAAAGACAUCCGAGACAGAUUCUGUAGCCCCAGUGAUCCCGUUGAUUCUCAUCCAGCAUUGACCAAGCAGCUUAUCUUGUCCAUUACCACCUGCAUAGACGCCACUGCUGGGAAUGGACUCAAAUCUUUGGUUAAAGGUCUGUUAUCCAAAAGUUCCGUCUAUGAAAAGGAUUCCCCGGAUGUUAAUAAGGAGGACAUGUAUGCAGUUUGUGAGUCCUGUCUGAAAUCACUUAACAGUCUGCUUGAGGAGACCUCAGAUAGCAAUGCAGAUCAGAAGUUGGCAAAAAAGGAGAAAGAAAAGCCUCUGUUAGAGCGCGUCUCAAAACAGGUGGACAACAUAAAUUGGCUUGUGGAUAUCCUGCUCGAUCACCAGCUGGCGGAGGAGUUUGUCCGUUUGUGGGGAAAUCAAGAAGGGCUGCUAAAAUUGCACAAGAAUGCAUCUCCGAUGGUCAAGUAUGAGCUGAGCCGUGUCUCAGCAGUGCUGUUCAUUGCAAUCGGGACUAGUAGGAUCCACUGCCCAACGGAGACGAGGCUGAGGCUUCUACAAGCGUGGUUUAGACCAAUGCUAUCUGAUUUUGGCUGGUUGCGGAGGAGCAAAAAGGGACUGGACAUGAAGGCAUUGGAGGAGGCGAUGGGCCAAGCGCUGCUCACACUUCCACUGAAAGAGCAGUAUUCAUUGUUUAUGGAAUGGUUCCAUUGCUUCUCCAAGCAUGGCAACGAAUGCCCUAACCUCAGUAAAGCGUUCCAAAUAUGGUGGCGAAGAUCGCUCCUCAAGGGCUCCGAAAGCAUGGCCGUUGAAUCUAGGUGAAAUGAUGCUGCUACCAGUUCUCAUGUAGGGAGAUUUCACCUAUUAUUUUGAGGUUGAUAUCAUAGGAAGUCCAAUAAUAUUGUAAGUAGAUUUUUAGUAUGUAAACUGUGUUGGCACUUUGUGGUGAUGGAAUAUUACUAGAUGCUUUCUUUAUUUUUAGACUGCUGUAUCCAUUUCUAAAUUUGAUCAGACCCUAUUACAGUAUUA